UUUAGGCGCAUGAAACAUUUUUCAAUUGUGUUAUCGCGUACGCUCCAACAAUUUGACAGCACAUCGAUACGCUGCCAGCGCGACAGCGCGCGCACUUUGUGUAAAUGACACUUUAGCUGUAAGCCCAUGCUGUCAAAACGCUGUCAGUGGAUAAAUGUAAACAAUAAUACGACCUUCAACUCUCUGUCGCAGAAGGGAAAAACUUUCUCGUGGCCCAGCUGAAGUGUACUUCGAUGAACAUUUUGUGUUUAGAUUUCGGUUACUUUGGAAUAAAUAACCCAUCACGCAACGUUGGCCUUUAGUAUUUUAGUAAGCAUCGAACAGCAAAAGUAACACCUUAUUCGAUCCACAACGAUUGAGGAGCAUGCGCCUCGAUGCUUUGGUCGCAUGGUAUCAGAAGAAGAUCGGCACCUACGACAAGCAACAAUGGGAGAAAACGAUCGAGCAGAAGAUUCUGGCCGGCAUCAGCCAUUUGCCGUUAAAAAAUACCAAACUCAAAACCGAACUGAUCGAUGUCGACCUGGUGCGCGGUUCCACCUUCCCGAAAGCUAAAUCGAAACUCUCCAUCCUGACGGUGCUGUAUCUGGCCGCACUGCGCUUUCUGCUGCUGCCGGUUUACGCUCGCUGGUGGGUACAGCAAACAUCGCCCGGCGUUUUUCUACUCCUGCUCAUGCUCUAUCUGCUCCAAAUGCUGAAUCUCGGCGUCUACAGCUACUGUGCCCGUUCGGUGUCGGGUAGCAGCGAGAGUGAACCAAAGCUAACGACAGAACCGGUCGAUCAUAUCGUCACAAUAUCGGACUUUUUGAUCCCACUCGCACUGAGCUUGCUGUUGAGCGUAAUUCAUUCGCAAAUCGUUGCGACAGCCUCGAACAGCAAUGGAUCGUCACUGUUUUCCUGUGGCAAACUGUCGCAAAAGUGUUUCUCCCAUGGUUCCGCUGGUUCGGCAACACCGGGCGCUGCUAGUACCGGAACCGGUCCAUCCAUGACGGUACCGGCUGGUAUUGGUACGUUGAGCAAGAAGCAACGUGAGCAACGCAUCCGUCGCAAACGUCGUGUUAGGGCACACUCCGAAACGGCCCAAUCGGCAUCGGGACGGGUACCAUCGGAUGAUCGUGAUCGUAAGAAAGCGUUCGCUAGUGUGGGCGGCUCUAAAUCGGCUACCAGUUCACCGGCCCGGAUGGCCCCUAAGAAAGGUGCAUGUAGUACGAGCAGUAGCACCAGCAGUGAUGCUGUGGAAAGACAGCAACUCGAGCUGAACGCAGAACUGGACGUAAAUAAUACGCCCCGGGAUGAAAGGCUUCGUAUGGAAGACCGUGCACCAAACAUUCACCGGACGGCAAAUGGUACGGUGAACGCUUCACCAAUAGGCGUAACAAUUACAUCGACAAACAGCUCAAGCGAUCAUUCACCACCGAACGGGCGCCGCACUGGUGAUCAUGUACGAUCGGAUACGAUGCUUCUGCUGCCGUCCGGUUUGCGUCGGCGCAAUGUAAACUGGGACCCAACCGUACCGGAACGCGGAACACGGCCAGGCACUUCCCUGCUAGAACCGGUUGUCGAUGACGAUGGGUUCGAAAGCUUAAAUGGUAAAAGUUCCGGCGGUGAAGAUAGUGUUGGGAAUGUGUUUCUUCACGAUCACAACCGUUACCGGAAAAGUCCGUUUGCAAACGACUGGCCGCCGAAUGGUGCGUCCGGCACGAGCAUAGAGUUUAAAGAUCACCAGUCCGAUUCCGAUACGGAUACGCUAAAAAAUAGUGCUACCAGCUACAAUGCUUCCACCAUCAUCCCGGAACUCGACGGACUGCUCGAUCCACAGCGAAAGCAAUGCAUGGAAAAGGAGGUACUAAACAUUGCUCAAAAGGAUACGCACCAGCAGGAGAGGAAAGAGUGCAAGGAAACGGUACGGCAACGGCACACCAAGGACACAAGUAAGCAGCAACGGUGCGCACCGCUCGAUGGUGCAAAGUUAAGCGGAACGGAUGAAAAGCUAGGGACGAGCGGCAGCGACGAUACGGACGAAGAGAACAACGAGUACGAUUUGCAUUCACCGUCGCCGCCACACAUGCACCUACUUCACUCAUCGCCACCGCUUCGCCAUCAGCCGGUACCGGUACGGUCGUCGGCAGGCUCGUCCCCGUCACCGCACCAUUUGCUUUACCUUCAUCGCCAUUCUGCCGUAGCCCAACCGACGGUCCAUUCAGUUCAUUCGCUUCAUACGCAUCAGCAUCACUUUCACCAUUCGCCCUCCGUACUGACCGAAGGUGAAGAAUGCAGCUACAGUUCCGAACUGGACCAUUCCGAUACGCAAAACGAACACUCGGACGAUGAUUACGAGCUGGAGGAUGUACCGACGCUGAUACUGAAUCCGGCCUGCGGUGCGAACGAUCGUGUCAGCUGCACCAUAUGGGAGGCACGGGAAGCGAAGAAGGCCGAAAUGUCCGUGCUGGAUAUAUCGUCUGCCAUCAUCGAGCGCGUCGAAGCGAUGCCCGAAUCGUGCGAUUACGUUUACAUCGGUGUCGUGCUAAGCGUGUUCCUAUCGCUUGUGCCCGCCUUCUGCCGGCUGUGUGAAGCGACGGUCGAUUCCACCAACUCGACCGAGGUAAACUUCUUCGACAUGCCGGUCAUCCUUUUCGAGAAGGCAUCCUUCUCGCUGCUGGCCGUGCUGCGGUUCGCUUUCGGCGAAAGCUCUUGGGAACGGUUUGUGCUGGUGCUCGGAUUUCUGUUACGGCUCGUGCUAACGUUUCUGGUGUUUUUCCUGCUCGCCGUAGCGGAGCGUACGUUUAAGCAGCGCUUUCUGUACGCGAAACUGUUUUCCCAUCUGACAUCGUCCCGGCGGGCCCAAAAGUCUGGUAUACCGCACUUCCGGCUGAACAAGGUGCGCAACAUUAAGACCUGGCUGUGCGUACGAUCGUAUCUGAAGCGACGCGGACCACAGAACUCGGUCGAUGUGAUUGUGUCGGCGGCAUUCAUUAUCACGUUGCUGCUGCUUGCCUUUUUGAGUGUGGAAUGGUUAAAGGAUUCGGUGCAUCUGCACUCCCAGUUCAAUCUCGAGGCGCUCGCAUGGUCAUGUGCGUUUGGGACAUUUUUGCUACGGUUCAUGACGCUCGGUACGAAGAUUAACAAAAAGUACAAGAGCGUUUCGGUGCUGAUAACGGAACAGAUAAAUCUCUAUGUUCAGAUCGAACAGAAACCAAAUAAGAAAGACGAGCUGAUGAUAUCGAACAAUGUGUUAAAACUAGCAGCUGAUCUCCUCAAGGAGCUGGAAUCUCCGUUCAAAAUCUCCGGUCUCAGUGCAAAUCCGUAUCUCUACACCACCGUGAAGGUGGUCAUACUGUCCGCCCUCUCCGGUGUGUUGAGUGAAAUGUUAGGCUUCAAGCUAAAACUUCACAAAAUUAAAAUUAAGUAAAUGGAGCAACAUUAGAUUUCCAUUUUAAAAGAAUGAUUUCAUCUGCCCGCCUCGUGUGUUUGGCAAACCCUUCAACGGACACGCUUGUAAGUGACUGUACUAGGUUUUUUGUUGUUGUUUUUUUUCCGAAGCAUUAUGUCUGUGUGUAUGUGUUUUGGAACCGGUACGCGCCCGGUUGUGCAAAACAUGGUUUAAAAUUAAAUGCUCCUCCAUAGUUAUGGAAGAUACUCACCUUAUACUACCUUUACCUGAUGAAUGGGGACUCGCACCUACCAAGCUAUCCUCAAGCCUGCAGAUUCUCAAGCCUCAAGAUUUCUCUCGUUCCAACGUUCCGUAGCCGUAGGUUAAUAUGUAAUGGAACAUAGUAAUAGUAGUGUAAGGAAGUUACUAGUAGCACACCUAUAACCACAUGGCAGCGAACUGCACUCGAUAAGUAUACAGGGUUAGUAAAAACCAAACUACAUAUAGAAACCAUUGAAAGAAUAGCAUAAACGCACGAUCCGUUGAUCGGUAGUGUAUAGAGAGAAAGAGAGAGAGGAGGGAGAGUUUGUACCGUCAAUGAUCAUUGGCCGGUGCCGUGAAGUUAGCGUGAACUGAGAUAAGUAUAGUUUAUUUUUAUAGCACAGUAAACAAAAAAGGAAUGCAUGAAUAGGAACAGGAUUUUAUGUGUGACAAUGGUAGCAAUGUGCAAUUAUGACGUUUAUAUAGAGAAUGUAGCAGAACGCGUACGAGUGAAAGCAUUAGGAAAGGAUGUCGUUUUAAGAUAAGCGUGUUCGUAUUAAGAUUGUGUAUUUGCUAACUGUUUUAGACUGUGUGUAGAAUGUGUGUUGUGUGAUAGUGUGUUUCUGGUACGGAAUCGGGAAAGCAGCAAAGUGGACGUAGCGUACGAUGUUGUACUUGCGUUUUGUUUUCCAGUCGUUAACUAGGUGAUGAUGAUGUUCCACCAGCACUACGUUUGCUAUAUUUUAACCUCGAAAAUUAAAAUCUUAAACGUAGGACAA
Messenger RNA from Anopheles funestus (African malaria mosquito), 4407 nucleotides. RefSeq names its product protein phtf (gene phtf). The transcript has 6 exons. The coding region runs from base 365 to 3406 and encodes 1013 amino acids. The record is from RefSeq and is a predicted model, not a curated record. Gene Ontology annotation, cellular component: endoplasmic reticulum. Lineage: Eukaryota; Metazoa; Arthropoda; Insecta; Diptera; Culicidae.